CUGUUUUCAUCGGGGCCCUGAAGGCAGCAGGAGAAGGGCUGUUUGUGUUUUGUGUAACUGAGGUGACAGCUUCACAGAUCGGUCCACUCACUCUUCGUGUUCAGUCAUCACUUUGCUGAGUCUGAGGAGGAGGAGGUCUCUGUUUGCUCCAACAUGAGUGAAGAUAGCAGCGCUCUGCUCAGCAGGCUGCAGCACUUGCAGUGUCACUUCACCUGGGAUCUGAAGCUGGACAUAGACCUGAAAAAACUGAUCACCCGAACAGAGAUUGACAUAGAGUUUCAUCAGAGUCCAUAUAAAGGAGCAGGUUGCUUCUACAGCCUUUUGGCUUAUUUCAGGUAUCUUCAGGAUCAACGAGAGGAAGCGCUGUCACUUUUAAACCAAUCAGAGAAGACCAUCAGGGAGAGUUACGGUGAUGAGAGUGAGAAGCGGCUGAUUGUGACGUAUGGAGACAUGGCCUGGCUGAAAUACCAUGAUGGAGACUUUGCACAGUCACAAAGCUACUGUCAGAGAGUCGAGGACAUACUGGUGAAGUAUCCCACUGGUUCAUCAGGAAGUCUCCUUCCAGAGGUGUACGGGGAACAAGGCUGGGCCUAUUUUAAGGUGUCGAGGUCUUCUAUAUCAAAAGCCAUCGACUGUUUUCGUAAAGCACUUGAGGUACAGACUCAUGACGUUGAGUGGAACACCUGCUACGCUGUUGUCCUCUUUUACGGAGAACAGUGGGUUUUAGAAAACUUACAGGAAGAUGAGGAAUCCCAGGCCAUCAAACAGCUUCGCUUUGCAUUGGAGAUCAACCCAAAUAACGCUGCUCUGCAGUGCAUGCUGGGCGCGAAGCUGGCGGCCUAUAAGAAAUACGAAGAGGCUGAGAGUCUGGUGAUGAAAGCACUAGAAAAUGAUCCUGAUAACCCUCAUAUCCUCCGCCACUCAGGAAAAUACUUACGUAAUCGGAAACGACUGGAUGAGGCUAUUGUUGUGUUUGAGCGAGGACUGAAAAGGGGCGAUCAAUUAUCUUCCUUCAACUACCAGCUGGUUCUGUGCUACAAGCAGAAAAUAAUUGCUGAGGAGUGUCGCAGGCCCUUCAGCAACAGAGAAAAGGUGCGUAAGUGGAGGCGUAUUUGUAUCAGUCACCUUGAAGAAUCUGUGAAGAGGAAGAGACCUUUUGUCCUGGCGUGGGCUGAUCUGGCACUGCUGUAUGCAGAGGCAGGGGAUAUGAGCAGGGCUGAGGAGGCCUAUCAGCAGUGCUUGAAGAAGUUACCAGAGGUGGAGGAGGAAAAGGAUUGUCAGACUAUCCAUCAGCGCUGCGGUGACUUUCAUCUUUAUCACAAAAAAAAUGAGGCUCAAGCCAUCGCUCACUAUACCAAGGGGCUGCUGAUACCACUGAAAAAAUAUGAGUGGAGACAGUGUGCUAAGAAACUGAAGCAGAUCGCUGAGAGACGUCUGGCAAAGAAUCGGGGUGAUGGCAAGGCUCUCGCUCUGCUGGGUCAGGUGGCCAGAGCUGAGGGCGACAGCAAGAAAGCUGCUUUUUUUUAUGAGAAAGCUCUGAACUAUGACAAGGACAAUGAAGAGUACCUGUCUGCUCUGUGUGAGCUGCGCCUGGAGCUGCAGGGAUCAUCCUCUGAUUAAUCAGGAUCACUGCAAAAACUGGCUAUAACUAAUUCUUACAAUCUAACAUGCAAGCCAAAAAGUAUUUUGAUCUUGUUUUGAGAGUGAAACACUCAGAAAGAGCAGGAUGGAAUUAAUCUUUAGAAUAUGUAUUUUAUCUCUUAGUUUCUAAAUCAUAAAAUUUGUUAUUUGCAUAUGUAUCUUUUUUGUUUUGUUUAUAUAUCUUGGAGAAAAAUGUUAAAUGUUGCACAAUUUUUAACAGAAGAGUAUUCAAAAACGAUAAAUAGGAAAGUUAGGAGAACUCAAAUUAAAAUGUAAGUGUAGAAAGGAAAAUCAAAACUGAAGAAAACACACAACAGCACCAGGGGCAGUCAGUGUUAACCCAGACUGAACCAGUGUGCUAAGCUCAUUCAUGAUGAUUUACAUGUUUGAUUUGUUAAAUAUUUUAUGACUGAUUCAUGACACAACCCUCCCCAAUUAUCUGAGCUUGGCACUGGCACUAGAAGUACACUGAACUGUGUCCUCCCCAUGUCUGUGUUCACCAUGCAGAAUCAAAUAAGCCAAAGUUAUCAGACAGAACUGGUGCAGUAAGCAUACAUGACCUAGUGGUUCACUGUGCAGUUUCCCACCACCAAGAGGCUAAGCUAGGGAGGGCCCUUGUCUCACAUCAGUGUUUCUGGUUUUGCUUCCCCCACGUUUCCCUGCUGUGUCUCAUCCCCUCGUUUGCCCUCAGUGGACUUUAGUCCUGUGUUUCUUUCUGUACCCUCAUGGUUGUGUGUGUCUAGUUUAUAUUAUUUCCCAGAGUGGUUUGUAUUGUUUUACCAGCCAGCAAAUAAAGCUGUGUUGUCUUUGCC
Oreochromis aureus is the source of this 2453-nucleotide messenger RNA. RefSeq names its product interferon-induced protein with tetratricopeptide repeats 5-like. Gene Ontology annotation, biological process: defense response to virus. The record is from RefSeq and is a predicted model, not a curated record. Gene Ontology annotation, cellular component: cytosol. Lineage: Eukaryota; Metazoa; Chordata; Actinopteri; Cichliformes; Cichlidae. Gene Ontology annotation, molecular function: protein binding. The coding region runs from base 154 to 1620 and encodes 488 amino acids. The transcript is spliced from 10 exons.